AUGCGCAAGGGACAGGGCCCGCGGGUCGCGGUGCUCCCCCCGCGCACUCUGCGCGGACACUGCAAGGAGGCGCAGAUCCCACAUGUUGUCCCACGCCUGCUCGUAGAAGCUAAUCCACCUCACUCCCCCUCCCUGAUUAUUAGCAUCCGAGGUGAGGCGUGCGAGGCGGCUGUGCCCCCCGAGCACGGACAGACGGACACAAGCACGGACAGACGACAGGCAGACACGCACACGCGGAGACACGGCCACACGCACACCCCGCCCUGCCCUGCGCUGCGAGCGGGUGCAAGCCCGGAGGCGAUCCUGGAGAACAACCUUUCCCUGUCGCUGUUGCCGGCUCCCGCAGGGCUGGACCCGGGGAGCUGCGUCGCGGAGCAAACUUCCCCCAAAGGGCUGAGCUCGCCAGCCUGCUGGGCUCCUCCAACAACUGGAUGCCUCCAGCGGGCCCCGUACACCGACAGAUGUACAACUUUCAAUUAUUUUCAGCACAUUUUAAUCAGGCCUGGCUCUGAUAACGCCCUAAUUAAAGAGACCUCACUAUCGGCAGCUUGGUUCAGAACUCAACUUUCUUAUCACAUUCCUGAAGUUUUGGGUCAGGCAACACCGGAAAAUGUGGCCAAAACCUCGUUCUGCUCCGAGCUGAGUUUUGAAGGUCACCGAAAGUCUGCGCCGGGCCAAAACUGGUGGCCGAGUGGGCUCAAAGCUCCUGCUAACCCUGCUGUGGUCUCUUCUGCAGGUUACAGCACCGUGGCGUUUGACGGGACCCCGAGCUACGGCCACACGCCGUCUCACCACACCGCUCAGUUUACAAACCAUUCCUUCAAACACGAGGACCCCAUCAGCCAGCAGACCUCACUAGGGGACCAGCAGUACUCGGUGCCUCCCCCGGUGUACGGCUGUCACACCCCCACCGACAGCUGCACGAGCAGCCAGGCCCUGCUCCUCCGGACCCCCUACAACAGUGACAAUUUAUACCAAAUGACCUCGCAGCUUGAAUGCAUGACAUGGAACCAGAUGAACUUGGGAUCCACGCUGAAGGGCCAUACAGCAGGAUAUGAAAAUGAGAACCACAGUGCUCCCAUGUUAUACAGCUGUGGGGCCCAAUACAGAAUACACACCCAUGGAGUUUUUAGAGGCAUACAAGACGUCCGGCGGGUGCCAGGAGUAGCUCCGACCAUUGUCCGAUCAGCAAGUGAGACAAAUGAAAAACGUCCCUUCAUGUGUGCCUACCCUGGCUGCAACAAGAGAUACUUCAAGCUGUCCCAUCUACAGAUGCACAGCAGGAAACACACUGGUGAAAAACCUUAUCAGUGUGAUUUUAAGGACUGUGAACGGAGAUUUUCUCGUUCAGACCAACUCAAACGGCACCAAAGACGACACACAGGUGUGAAGCCCUUCCAGUGUAAAACCUGUCAGAGAAAGUUCUCUAGAUCUGAUCACCUGAAGACUCAUACCAGGACUCAUACAGGUGAAAAGCCUUUCAGUUGCCGGUGGCCCAGCUGUCAAAAAAAAUUUGCCAGGUCUGAUGAAUUAGUUCGUCAUCACAACAUGCACCAGAGGAACAUGACUAAACUGCAGUUGGCCCUUUAG
Molecule: messenger RNA, 1590 nt
Organism: Chaetura pelagica (chimney swift)
Lineage: Eukaryota; Metazoa; Chordata; Aves; Apodiformes; Apodidae
Gene: WT1
Product: Wilms tumor 1
Exons: 11
Coding region: 1-1590 (529 amino acids)
Biological process (GO): regulation of transcription by RNA polymerase II
Cellular component (GO): nucleus
Molecular function (GO): RNA polymerase II cis-regulatory region sequence-specific DNA binding; DNA-binding transcription factor activity, RNA polymerase II-specific
Source: RefSeq, a predicted model, not a curated record